CUGUUUAUAAAGAGGCUUGAACGCCAUCAAAACAGUCAGAAGUGCGUUAAGGACGAGACAAGGAUACUAGCUAAACUGAAGAAGAAUCACUUGAACACAAAGUGGAUUAACUUCACUUCGGGCAACUUUGCCGACAGACAUACAGUAUCAACAUGCCUGUUUCCAGAAUGCGAAUGAGACCCUGGCUGGAAAUGAAAAUUGAUUCCAAUGAAAUUCCUGGACUAGUCUGGAUCAACAGAGAUAAAAAGAUUUUCCAGAUUCCAUGGAAACAUGCAGCCAGACAUGGAUGGACUAUGGACAAAGAUGCAUGUCUGUUCAGACAGUGGGCCAUUCACACAGGCAAAUACAAACCUGGAAACAGUGUGCCCGAUCCAAAAACGUGGAAAGCCAAUUUCCGUUGUGCAAUGAACUCUCUUCCUGAUAUUGAAGAAGUUAAAGAUAAAAGCAUCAACAAAGGCUCAAGUGCAAUCCGAGUUUACAGAAUGCUGCCUCCUGUAAAAAAAACACAGAGGAAAGAUAAAAAGUCUCGGCAAAAGGACAACAAAACCAAGCAGAAGAUCAAGGAGAAUGACAUUAAAACAGAAGACGAAUCUUCAGACAUUACUGACCUGUAUCUUCCUGACGAUCACAGCGGAUACACAGCCCAUCAAGGAGCAUCACUACAAGACAGUGAAACUGACAGUUCGCAAUGCAGCUUAGUAGACCUCAACAAUAUUACUGAACAAACUGAAUGGACAAACACAGUGGAAGUGUCUGUUGCUGACAGCACCAAUGAGAUGUUCUCAUUCCAGGUGUCACCGUUGCAUUCACCAGAUGAUGAUGAUGAAAGCAACUUUGAUGAAGUUAUUCAGAUUGCACAAGCAUUGGAACAAGACCAUACACAGUGGCGACCGAGCAGUAUUAAUGGCAGAGGCUUCCUGAGCAAUUCAAUAGGCAUGUCAAUAGAACCAAAUGAUAUCGAUAUAAUGGGGAAUGAUCUUCAAGGUGACUUUGAAUUUAGAUUUUACUCAGAAUUGAGGACUGGAUCGGACCCUUCAUGGCCAUUACAUACGCACAGUUUAGCAUCCCUCCUUUGUCUGCACUAACCUUGACUCCUACUGCACUCCCGGCCCUUGUAAAUAUAAUCCAUUUAUAUCCUGAAACAUCAAAGAACAUUUCUGGACCACAAAACAAAGUGUGCAACUCAUUAUGUUACACAUUUCUGCUUUCAUAAAUUCCUGAACUUGUUUGGGGUUACUUCAGAUAUCACGAUUUGUGUUUUCACAUUUUGUUAUAAUUAUAAAGGACUUCUGGUCUGUCUAAGAAUCUAUCGUGUACACUUAUGUGAGUGUUAAGCAAGGUUUUAACCCCGCUUUAGCAAAAAAUUACAGUGAGCUGCACUUUACUUUCAGAAAAGAAUUCCUGUUUUGUUAGGCAGACAGUUACAUUUACUAAAAGUUUAUGCAAAUAUAAUGUAUCAUCCACUGAAAUCUGUUUUGCAGACAAUUGUUAAGUCAAUACAUGUAAAAAGAUAGGAUGUUGGUGGU
Molecule: messenger RNA, 1526 nt
Organism: Polypterus senegalus (gray bichir)
Lineage: Eukaryota; Metazoa; Chordata; Cladistia; Polypteriformes; Polypteridae
Gene: irf1b
Product: interferon regulatory factor 1b
Exons: 10
Coding region: 153-1085 (310 amino acids)
Biological process (GO): regulation of transcription by RNA polymerase II; immune system process
Cellular component (GO): nucleus
Molecular function (GO): DNA-binding transcription factor activity, RNA polymerase II-specific; RNA polymerase II cis-regulatory region sequence-specific DNA binding
Source: RefSeq, a predicted model, not a curated record